Molecule: messenger RNA, 948 nt
Organism: Danio aesculapii
Lineage: Eukaryota; Metazoa; Chordata; Actinopteri; Cypriniformes; Danionidae
Product: testis-expressed protein 26-like
Exons: 6
Coding region: 1-948 (315 amino acids)
Cellular component (GO): cytoplasm
Molecular function (GO): nucleic acid binding
Source: RefSeq, a predicted model, not a curated record
AUGAGAGAAAGUCCCCCUCAAUUGUCUCCUCCCACAUUCCUGGAUAAUUUCGAGGACUCAAAAUCAUUGCUCUUCGUCCGUUUUUCGCUCCUGGCAUGCCGCUUGGCGAUAUUAUCGUCUCUUCUAUGGAAGAAGUCGGUCUGUAUGGACACAGUGUCUGUAACUAUAGGCGCUUUGCAAUGGGAGUUUCGCUCCCGUAAGGCCGCCGUUCAACUGGAGCCACAUGAGCACAAUGUCAACAAAAAACGGGAAGCUUAUGUGACCUCUUAUGAAAGAGAUUUUAUUCAUAGACCCAUCUUAUCUCUUUCAAUAAGGCCAAAAACAUCUGGCAGGGUCAGUAGAAGUUUACUGGAUGAUCCAGUGGGUGCAACUGUAUACAGUGAAGACUUCUGCUGGAGGCCUGUGCCAAAGACUGCCUGCAUAAGAUCUGCAACAGCAUCAGGAAACAGAAGCAAUAACCCACACCCAAGCAAGGCUUUCAUGAUAUGGAGGCAUUAUACAGAUCAAAUGAAACAGUUUGAUGGCAGUUCCCCUCUGCAACUGCAUUUUACUGAGAAGGAAAUCCAAAAGGCUUUAAGUGAUCAGUACAGGUCGACAUACAAGUCUGACUUUCUUGGAUUACCUCAAGUGAUCAUGAAGAAACAUGCCUUUAUUGUACCUUUUAACCACAAUCAAGCAGUCCAUUACUUCACCCAGACUGAAAUGAGACACAACUAUCGCUCACCCAUUAUUAAACCUGAGCUGUUGGGGAACACCUCUCGCUAUGGAUGCAAUAAACUGCAUGGUGUAGCAGCAAGGGGAAUUGGAGAGAAACUCAUGGUGUGGCCACUAUCCUCCCCUGAUCUCAACCCUAUUGAGAUCCUAAGGAGCAUCCGCAAGCAAAAGAUCUAUAAGGGUAUCUAUAAAGCAUUAAAACAGCAGCUCUGGAAGGCUAUUCGACAAAAAUGA